AUGGCCAUACCACUGAUAGAAGAAGCAACCACCGAAGAGACUGUCCCAGAGGAAAUCAAGGAAGUACUAGACAGCUAUACCGACAUAAUGCCGGAGAGUCUACCACAAACACUACCCCCUCGUCGAGGCAUUGACCACGAAAUCGAACUCCUUCCCGGGGUUAAGCCGCCAGCAAAGAACGCAUACCGGAUGGCUCCACCCGAGCUAGCCGAAUUGAGGAAACAACUGGAUGAGUUGUUGAAGGCGGGAUUCAUUCGCCCGGCAAAGGCCCCUUAUGGAGCCCCUGUUUUCUACGAAUACCUGGAUCAAUUCGUCAUAGUGUACCUCGACGACAUUGUUGUUUACAGCACAACCCUCGAGGAACACAAAGUGCAUUUGAAGUUAGUGUUUGACAAGCUCCAGCAGAACCAACUAACCAAAUCCCAUGGGAAGUUCCCCUUCCAGUACUCCAACGCCCUUGUGGUGUCUGUUCCCAUUGGAUCGCCGCCGCAGCAGAUGGACAUGGUCGUAGACACCGGCAGCCAACUGUCCUGGAUUCAAUGCCACGGCAAAGUAAGGAGAAAAUCAGUGAAGCCCAUGAUUAAUUGGUUUGACCCUUAUCUCUCCUCCUCUUUCUCUUUCCUUCCCUGUAACACCACUCUGUGCAGACCCCGAAUUCCCGAUUUUACCCUUCCUACUUCUUGUGACCCAACUCGCCACUGCCACUACUCCUACUUCUACGCGGAUGGGACCCUGGCCGAGGGUAAUCUCGUCACUGAAAAAUUCACCUUCUCCAAUUCCUUAACUACCCGCUCCCUCCUUCUGGGCUGCGCUACGGCCUCCACCCAAAACAGGGGUAUGUUGGGAAUGAAUACUGGACGCCUCUCCUUCAUCUCCCAGGCCAAAAUAUCCAAGUUUUCCUAUUGCGUUCCGGAUCGAACCGGGUCGGAUCUAACCGGCUUGUUCUACCUUGGAGACAACCCCAACUCCGCUAAAUUCAAAUACGUCAACAUGUUGACUUUCCCCAAAAGUCGACUCUCCCCGAAUCUUGACAAGUCGGCCUACACCCUCCCGAUGAAGGGGAUAAGAAUAGGCAACAACAAACUCAACAUCUCGCCCGCCGUUUUCAAACCGGACCCAUCUGGGGCCGGUCAGACCAUGAUCGACUCCGGCUCCGAUUUGACGUAUUUGGUAGAUGAGGCCUACAGCAAGGUCAGAGAAGAGAUGGUCAGAUUAGUGGGGCCCAUGAUGAAGAAAGGAUACGAAUACGCCGCCGUCGCCGACAUGUGUUUCGACGGCGCAGUGGCGGCGGCGGUGGGUCGGAGGAUCGGCGACAUGUGGUUCCAGUUUGAGAAUGGGGUGGAGAUAUUGGUCGGGAAAGGGGAAGGGUUAUUGACGGAAGUGGAGGAAGGGGUGAAGUGCGUGGGGAUCGGACGGUCAGAUAGACUUGUGACUGAGAGUAAUAUAAUCGGGAACGUUCAUCAGCAGAAUAUGUGGGUGGAGUACGAUCUGAGCAAUAAGAGAAUUGGGUUUGGUGUUGCUAAGUGUAGUGGAUUGAAGGCAUGAUCAUGGACGGUGGAGAUUCAUACUAUUCUUUUGUGUAUCUAUUUUUAUAUUACCAAAUUUUGUUUUUAACAAAAUUUGUUGUAAUAUCAAUACUUAUUGAUCAUUCAUUUCGUUUAAGUAUAUGACUACGAAAUAGUUUGUUU
This is a messenger RNA of Cucurbita moschata (crookneck pumpkin), 1688 nucleotides long. RefSeq names its product aspartic proteinase PCS1-like. Gene Ontology annotation, molecular function: aspartic-type endopeptidase activity. NCBI's taxonomy places the organism in Eukaryota, Viridiplantae, Streptophyta, Magnoliopsida, Cucurbitales, Cucurbitaceae. Gene Ontology annotation, biological process: proteolysis. Gene Ontology annotation, cellular component: extracellular region. Bases 1 to 1545 code for a protein of 514 amino acids. The transcript is spliced from 3 exons. The record is from RefSeq and is a predicted model, not a curated record.